AUGGCCCUCCUCUCCUCCCCCCUCCUCCUCCGUCUCCACGCCCUCACGCUCCUGGCCCUCUCCUACCUCCUCCUCCUUUCCCCCCUCCAACUCCUCACCUCCCCGGCCCUCACCCUCCUGGGCGAAUCCAUGCGCCUGCCCCCCGCCCUCUUCCAACCGGCCUUCAACCCGCUGACCGAAUCCUACAUCGCCCUCGCCCCUCCCACCACCGAACUCCUCGCCGCCAUCGCCCUCCUCCUCUCCACCCUCGCCCUCAUGCAGCUCCUCCUUGCCGGCGGCCUGGGAUUGCCGCAAACACUGCAGUUCAAGAAAUACGCCACCGCCGCCGCCGCCAAUAAAGAGUGGCGCGGGCAGUUCCCCAAUCUGGCGGGGCCGCAGGUCUCGCGCGCCCGGCGGGGCGAGGAUCUCGCGGUGCUGAGCGCGAGUCAGAAUGCCUGGAUGGCGCUGGCGGUGGUGCGCGUGGCGGUCGAGGGCGUGUUGGUCGCGUGGGUGUACGUGACGCAAGGGAGGAGGGAGGUGUUGGGCCGGGUCAGGGGCGUGGGGGGCACGAUGGGGCUGGGCGGGUUGGGCGCCGAGAGCAGCGUGGGUGCGAAUCUGGGGAAUCAGGUCGUGUUUAGUGUCGCGUUGGCGGAUAUGCUGUUUUGGGGGUAUUUGUGGACCGUCGUGAGGGAGGAGAGGAGGAGCGUCUUUAGGGAGGCGCAGGAGUGGCAGGCCGCGGAGGAGGCGAAGGAUGAAUGA
Molecule: messenger RNA, 738 nt
Organism: Cyphellophora europaea CBS 101466
Lineage: Eukaryota; Fungi; Ascomycota; Eurotiomycetes; Chaetothyriales; Cyphellophoraceae
Exons: 1
Coding region: 1-738 (245 amino acids)
Source: RefSeq, a predicted model, not a curated record